Messenger RNA from Durotheca rogersii, 6502 nucleotides. Its product is annotated as ankyrin. Bases 539 to 5980 code for a protein of 1813 amino acids. Gene Ontology annotation, molecular function: protein binding. The transcript is spliced from 10 exons. Lineage: Eukaryota; Fungi; Ascomycota; Sordariomycetes; Xylariales; Xylariaceae. The record is from RefSeq and is a predicted model, not a curated record.
CGCCAGGCAGCUCCGGCCCCUCGACGGUGCGUUCAGCUACUCAACAACCCGUCCAGAACCGCCAAUGUUAGCGCAACCUCUCGUCUCCUCCCUCUGCUACGCCAUCAAUACCAUGGCGCCACAUCGUUUCCCGCUUCCCGUCCUCCCUUCAGCCCUCCAGGCAGGUCUGCCUGAUCUGCCUGAUCUGCCUGGUCGUCGUGACACGUUCUCUCCUCGAUCACUCGCUCCUGCGUCUCUGUGCCCUCGUUCGUCCCGUCGAGAUCGAUGGUCUCUACCCUCUAUAAAUGAAGAGGCAUCGCCCAGCUCGUCCCAUUCUGUUGACGUAAAUGCCCUUCGUUGAAGCUGCUCGCCUCUGUUCUGUGCCCGGACUUAUACCAUCGCUGCUACGUUCUGCUAUGCCCACAUCCUACUCCCGUGCUGGAAUUUAUCUUGAAUACACACGCGCGCAUAUAGAUUGAUUCCCUUCCCAUCCCUAUUAUCAUUCUCCCUCUGCUAUUUGAAUCCCGAGCUGAGCCGAGCCGAGCUCAAGCCGCUCAUCAUGACUGCUACCGUCCUCCCCAAGCUACCCGUGGCUCACGAUGAGCUGGUCAAUUAUAUUGCCAGCCACCCUGAGGUCCCCGUGAGGCAGCUGAUGGAGCCCUAUCGCCAGUUCGAAGCCAAACUGCGUGAGGUCUACGCUCAGGAACGCACCAACCCCAUCCUCGACGACCCCUACCUCAAUAUCUUGCCCGUUUUCAACGAGAACACGCUCAAUAUCAAGACGCGUGCCCGCAAUCCCGAGGCCGAGCCUCCCGCUGAGAGGAACCGGUACAUCAUGGUUCUGCCUGACGAUAAGCGCCGCAAGAACGGCUCGCCCGCGGUCGUCGAGUCUCUCCGCGAGUUCCGUGACAACUUUAGCGUCUUCUCCGAGUCGUCGCUCGCCGAUAUGGACUGGAGUAACAUCGUUGCCGCCGGCUCCUCUGUUGUCAACUGCCUGCUCCCCGUCCCCGUGGAGUAUAAGAAAUCCAAGAGAGCUCUACGCCAGUACUACCAUGAGAAGUUCUGCCCAGCUUCCGAUGUGGAUCUGUUCUUGUAUGGCCUCACUGAGGAGCAGGCCAUCGAGAAGAUCAAGGAUAUCGAAGCCCGCGUUCGUGACGCGAUCCUCUCCGAGGUCACCGUGGUGAGAACCAAGAAUGCCAUCACGAUUUGCAGUCAAUAUCCCACCCGCCACAUCCAGAUUGUCCUUCGAGUGUACAAAUCUGUCUCGGAAAUUCUCACAGGCUUUGACAUUGACUGUUCCGGUGCCGCCUAUGACGGGGAGCAAGUUUACUGUACUCCUCGAGCUCUGGCUUCGUACAUUACCCAGAUCAAUCCGAUCGAUCUCAGCCGGCGAAGCCCGUCCUACGAGAACCGUCUGUCCAAGUACAGCCAUCGGAAUUUCGAGGUGUACUGGCAAGAGCUUGAUCGGUCUCGUAUUGACCCUACCAUCUACGAGCGCAGCUUCCAGAGGACGCUGGGGCUUGCCCGCCUACUCAUCCUGGAGCGUUUGCCAACCACGAGCGCCAGGGAGGAAUACCUCAGGAAGCGACGAGAGGAACGUGGAAGGCCAGGAAUGGGCUACCGCUACUAUCACCGCCUCGCAGGAAAUAUCAAGGACAAUCAUGAAGACGAAGUCGCCGACUGGGUGGACGAGGAAGAGGUCUCCAACUACCAUACCUUCACCGUCCCUUACGGCGCUAAGUUCCACGCCAAGAAGAUCGAAAAGCUCUGCUAUACUAAAGAUCUGCUUCUAAAUGCCGAAUGGAAUCAGCCCAAGGAAAGGGAGAUCUACCUCCAUAGACACCCUGCAUUCUUUGGACGAGUUAAAGAUGUCAUCGAGGACUGCUGCGGAACCUGCCCAAAGGCAAAGACUCCCGAAGAGGUUGAGCUAGCCGAGAAGGAAAGCGAGAUUUAUGUGUCGGGGAGGGUCUCUUUUCGCAUUGACGAUCCGGGUAGACAGCAAAUCGGCUCAUUCAACCCGCUUACAGAAGACGACUGGACGGAGAUGGCAUACGUGGGCAAUACAGCUCGCCUAUGCCAGGCUAUCGUUGACGAGGACCUCGAACAUGUUGAGGAUUGGCUUUCCCAAGAGGGUGCCGAUCCCAACAGGAGAGAUUACACUGGCCGAACCCCGUUGCAUCUCGCCGUCAUGAGCUCCACGCCCGAGAUCGUUAAAUGCCUGGUUGAUCAUGGUGCACGUCUCAUUGCUCGCCUGGCCGACGGUCGCACCGCGCUUCACCUGGCUGCGGGACGCGGGAACGUCGAAAUAGUCAAGGUUCUCCUGGAGAAGAGUGCCGCAAACGAGGAAGAAGAAGAGGAAAAGCGGGAUCAGCGCCGCAAGGCCCUCUACGCAGCACAUAAGGAGGCCCAGGAAGACAAUCCGGAAGAGGUGCUGGGCGUUACAAGUCCCAAUCGCGAUUCUGACCACGAGGACUCUGAUGGGGAGAUGGUAAGCAUAGCGGCGUCCGACGAUGACGUACAGACGAUCACCACAGCAUCGUUCGUCAAAGUCGACAAAGACGACGCUGCGGCGGGGGGUGCCGAGCCAGCAGCUCUCGACGACCAGGGAGAACCGGAUUUCUACAAGAUCGAUGUUGUUGCUUGGGAUUCGCACUGCAGCCCCCUACACCUUGCCAUCCUCGGCGGUCACUGCGAAACCGUCAAGCUUCUGUGCCAGGAGUUUGGCGCCGACGUCCUGCUUCCCAUUAAAUUUGGUGAAGGGACGUGGGACCAUCCCCACGUCGUGAUCCUCUCCAUGGUUUUGGCCUUGGCACUCUCGGUUGAUAAAGCCAUACGUAUGACCGAGACUUUAUUGAGCUUGGGCGCGACGUCUUCGCAGGCCGACAUGUAUGGUGUAACUGCGUUCCAUCGGUUUGUCCACAACGGAGUGCCCGAACUGAUCGAGAAACUGUGGGAGAACGAUAAGAUCGGCGUCAAGGCAGCCCUCAAUCACCUUGCCGUUCAGGGAACGUACUAUAGUAAUGGCCCUUGCGCCAGCCCGUUGCUGUCGGCUAUAGAAAAUGGCGACGCAAUCCUAGUUCUGAAAUUACUUGACGCAGGAGCGAAGCCCCAAAUAGAGUAUGACUCGUGGCUCAGGGGUGCCAAGCAGGUCUUUGAGAGGGAUCUCCGAGACUACGGCUCGAAUCUUAAGCUCUUCCGCAAGAGUGCUGACCAACCCCUGAUAGUGGCAAUUAGGUCACCAAAUCCGUCUGUCGCUAUCGAUUUACUAGAGAGGGGAGCAGAUCCCAAUGCUCUCACCAAGGUUGGCCAUCGUGCCUUGCUGGAUUCAUGGGCUUAUGCGCAGAACAAAGGCGAAUCUGCGCUCGAUGUCACUCGCAAUUUGCUGGACAAAUUUCGCGAGUAUGCAGAUGAGCUCUCUGGGUUGGAACAAACGUCUGAGCCCGGGAAGCCACCUGCUUUCUACAGCACCGUAUUGGGUAAAGAGUUAAUACCACCACUGGAACCUUUGGGAGCUCCGGAGUUCCUAGCUAAGUUCACCGAGGGGACAUACCAGCAUUGGUUGGUCUCCAGGGAUAUCGCCAAGGCACAUGACACCUACAAACAGGAGUUGGAGACGUUCGGUAAGCAGAGAGCAAAAGCUCUCAGUGGAGGGGGGUUGAAGAUGAAGUUGGAAGCCGUUGAGGAUAUUAUUUCUCAACUUGAAAGGGUUGAGAAGGCCCUCGAGGUGAAUGGAGCAAAGACUUUCAAGGAACUACAUCCUCAGAUCCAAGGGCCGAUCACAGGCACGCCUCAACAUCUCGAGCAGAAGCCCUAUUCUCUAGAGUUUACGUUUGGCAACGUCGUAGACAUCACAGACGCACGAAAGGCUGCCUAUAUCAAGCUCUUCGAAGCGGCGUGGGCUGGCGAUCUCGAAACGAUCAAGUCUCUAACCCUCGCUUCAUGGGACGCAGACCAGCAGGAGCCGCCCUUAAAGGUGGCUGUGUGGGAUAAUAGUCAUAACAAUCCCGUCUCACUAGCGUUUCUUAGGGGACAUUAUGCGGUCGCGAAAGCGAUACUAGAAAUCGCACAAGCACAAUGGGCACCGGCGGAUGAGAAGACGACUCGCUUCACGAUGAAUGGGGACCCUGAGGGGGAAUCGGAUGGAGAUUCGUACAACUCUGAUUGCGACUCCAACGAAGACGGACUCGGAGUACGUGAGAAGGUCAUCGAAGAUCAAUUCACAAUCGAGAACGUUGGCCAAGUGUCCAUGAAGGUAAAGAGUCAGACCCUUGCGAGCGCCGUCCUCACUUGGGCAACCCCAACCUUCACACUGCGUGACGGCGUACUGAAAAACACGGACCACCGGGAGAACCUAAUUACCUUCGCCAUACGUGAGAACGACGUGGAAGCGUUCAAAUUCUUAAUCAACCUAAGCAUCCAGCUCGCCAGAGAAGAGCCUGUUACUGAUAACGAGUCGAGCCGAUUCUACACGCUUCCUCGGAGCGAUUUCGACUAUGCCGUGCGCCUUGGCCGAAUAGAAAUGCUUGCGGAGGCUAUCAGGCGAACUGGUGCUGGCAUCCCUCUAGAGGACUUGGUGAAGAAGACGGGCACAGAAUUAAAGGUAAAGCCGCGCUAUUACCAAGGUUUGAACGUGUACGGGAAAAAGAGGGCGGAUUGGGCCAAUGCUGGCCGCAACCUCAUGCAUAGGCCUAGAGGCGGCAACGAGGCCCCGCCGUUGCUCACUGCCGCGGCUGAAGGCUCUCUAGAAUCCGCGGAAUGGUUUAUCAGCGACGCGCCGAUGAGGCACUACGCAGAAUUCGGCAAGUCGAAGGUUGCUAAGGAGGACCCCCGUCUUAAACAUCUCAACGAGGCGCGCGGGGGGUUUGACAGAGCUAUCGCUAAAUGGCUUGGUGUCCAAAAUGAUCUUGCCAUCCACUGCGUGGUAAUAAGGGCCAAGGAAGGGGAUGCCAAUAGAGUCCUCGAGUACCUGAUCAGGGUGUGCCCGGCUUCCUUGGAGGCCAAAUCCGCCCAGGGAUAUACUCCCUUGUUCCUAGCCUGCCGCCUCGGGAGAGUCGAAUUCGUAAAGGCGCUCAUCGAUGCUGGCGCAGACCAGUCCGUUAAAGACAAGGAGCUGAAUACCAUCGUCCAUGCCGCUCUAAGGAACAGGCCGCAUCUGAUUAAGCUACGGGAGCUCUUAAACCUCCUUGAUCCUGAUCUGAGGUCUCACAUGUUCCUUCAGCGAAACACCCUCUCUUCUGGUGGCAAUACACCCCUGCACUACUGGCUUCGGGAAGCCAAUCCACUCAUUUACACGUGGGACUACAGCGCAUAUUCGAGUCCGAAUAGAUGCCUCGACCGUGAGAAGGCAGAAAACGUUGAGGUUUUGCGCCUGAUACUCGAGUUUUCGGGUGGAGCUGAACUCGAUAUCUUAAACGGUUCUGGUGAUACCAUUCUGCAUACUGCCGUAAUUCUUCACCUCCCAGAACACAUUCGGGUGAUAUUGGCGCAGAAUUUCAACCUCAUAUAUCGCGAAAACGCAGUCGGCCGUACUCCGAGCGAGAUCGCCUACGACAUCUGGAUCAACUCUCGGGUAGAGACGGCGGAAAAAGUCGUGGCCAGCAGCGACGACGGGACUGAAAUCACGCGGCUAAAGAAGAGAUGCCCUAGGGACUUCCUUGAGAAUGGGUCGAAGGGGGCAAAGAAGCCUAGGCCGGACCGCAAGAAGCUCACGUGGGAUCUCUUCGAGGAACAUCUUGCCAAAGGAAGCGCCAAGCGCCGUCUCGUCAGUCUGAACGAGGCAAACGACGUGGCCAAGAGGCUGGGCGAGCGCUAUGCGUCGCAGCGAUACUUCUGGAAGGGGCCAAAGACCGAGGAGGAGGACGACGAAGAGCCGAAGCCCCAGCAGGAGGAGGAGCAGGUGGCGGAUUAUGUCCAAAAGAACUACGCGGAUUCGUCAGCAUGGCACUACCCCGUGGAGAAGCCCGAUGCUUAUUACUGUUUCGAUUGCGAAACAUACCACUAGUUGGAUCUCUCUCUCUGCCUCCCCCCCCCCCUCUCUUCUCUUUGUCAUGGACUUGAUUUUAGAUCGGCAGCCAACCAGUAUGGCAAAUCGUAGACGCUCGAGGCCGUGUCACUUGCGGACGGCUUCGAGAAGUACCAACGAGAUGGACCAGGGAUGAGCGGAACGGGAGGGUCGCAUUCCUUGACAUGGUUUACGAUUGGGGUCUCGCGUGUUUCUAUCUCUCUACCCAGAUUACCAAAUUGGAAAUUCAACUUGGUCACUAUCUUCCUCCCUAAUUGUAACCCUCGCGCGUAACUGGCCCGCCUUUGGCGACGCACCCGCGACUUGAUGGUUGAGGGAACAUGGGAGGGGGGAUACUGAUUCAACCCAACUCCUCCAUAACAGGAAGGACUGCGGGCUUCAGCCAACAUGGUAUCUCACUACUAAGAAUAGCGUACAAGAGAAAUAGUUGCCUAGCUAAUAUAGCUAUACUUAGGACCGACUUUCAUUCAUAUCAGGAAGCGAGAGGCCAUAGAGGGAAUA